AUGGAAAAUUGCUUACUCCCCUUUUUUUUGCUCACGGAGAUUGAUUAAUUUUUUUUAAAAAUUUUAUAGAAAAAAAUUAAAAAUAUAUCAACUUCUAAAAAUUGAUAAGUGAAAUUAAUUUAAUUUGCGAAGUUUAUGUUUAAAAUGCAAGCUGAUUUAUUGAAAUAAAAUUAGCUAGGGAUUUCAUUAUAAUAAUUAUCACUUAUAAAUCAAUUUUUUUUCAUAAAAAAUUUUAUAUUAAAAUAAUUUUUGUUUGCUCAUAGAGGGUGGGUUUUGAGAAAAAAAUAGAGAUUUUUCCAAUUUUGUUCGCAAACGGAGGGGUAGCUCUCCAUUUAGAACAGCAAUACCAUUGAAAAAUCCUUAUCAUUGGUAAUUAGCUCUUUUAGAGAGAAUAAAAAAUUUUAUAUAUAAUUAUUAAUUUCUAUAGUUAAUUAAUUAAAUUAAACGUUACUAGGAUAAAUUUAAUAAUUAAAUUAAAAUCUGCUUUUAAAAUAUUUACAGAUUUGAAUUUUUAAAAUAUUUAUAUAAAUUUUAAUAUAAAUUUUUUUAAAAAAAAACCCUUUAAGAUCGAAAAAAAAUGCUUGCUCUUAAAGAGAGGUAGAUGAUUUUAUGUAUCAGUUUUAUAAUACAAUUGAAGGAUCUUUAAUCAAAUACCUACGAAGCUAUGGCCAAGCCACCUUGGAUGAGUUAAUUGAUCACGUCUUGAACAAUAAAAACCUUAGGACAAAAUACUCAAAAAAGUACAGAAACAGGAACAUUGAAAAGCUAACCCUAUCCAAAAUCAUAUCUAAAGAUCAUAUUUUCAUUGAAAAUCAGUAUGGGAUUUGGACGCUUGAUGUAAUUAUUAUUCAGGAAAGUUUUGCAUCUGAAUAUGAAAUUAAAAAAGUUACUGAAAUCAAAGAAAUAAAAGAAAAAGGACUUCAAUCAAGAGUGGAGAAGUAUAGAAAGGAUAAAAGCAAGCUAAGAGACCAAGAAAAUUUUACAAUAUUUAAUAGGAUUAUAGAUGAAGGUAUUUUUAACAAACUUGAGCAAGUUGAAGAAAUUUUACAGUCAUCAAAUGAAAAUGCUCAGAAUCAAAUUUACGAUAUCUUUGAGUCUUUAUUAGCUCAUAAUAAAAAAUAUAACACCUAA
This is a messenger RNA of Blepharisma stoltei, 1131 nucleotides long. NCBI's taxonomy places the organism in Eukaryota, Ciliophora, Heterotrichea, Heterotrichida, Blepharismidae. The record is from the annotation of a GenBank genome assembly.